Sparassis crispa is the source of this 561-nucleotide messenger RNA. RefSeq lists its product as hypothetical. The transcript is spliced from 2 exons. The record is from RefSeq and is a predicted model, not a curated record. Bases 1 to 561 code for a protein of 186 amino acids. NCBI's taxonomy places the organism in Eukaryota, Fungi, Basidiomycota, Agaricomycetes, Polyporales, Sparassidaceae.
AUGCCCGCACUGUCGGUUGCUCUGGACGAGGCAGUACCCACAGGGCGUUUCGAGACGUCUUCUGACCGCCGUUCGAUAGCAAUGCCAACCAUCGCGGGUGCUGUUACCGGCAGCUGCAUAGGUGUUGCGUGGAUUGUGGGGCUCAUCUUGUGGUUCAUCAAGCGAAGACAAAGGUGGAACAGAGCUCGCAGGGCUGGGCUGAAAACCCAUCGGCAGCUGCCAGACACUGUGCCGAAGCCCGAAGCGUACAUAAUUCCUCCCGAUCCUGCAAUCAUUGAAGGUGCUGGGAAGCCGAGGGAGGUGGCGUACAGAGACGAUCCUGCUACAGACGACUUCGACAACACUAGACGCGCCAAGACCGUGCCGCUUGCUCGCAACCAGAAGAGCAUAAAUGCGGGCGAACCCGUAUAUUAUCCACCAGCUGUAAACCCUGCAUCUAUGCCCUGGCGAGCUUUCACUGUGGUAGACUCGUCACCGCCCAUACCAACAAACAUACCGGAGGAUGAACUUCCACUCUCGCCUCACGAUCCUGAGCGGAGCAAUUAUCCGCCACAUUACUGA